UGUAUUAGAGUUCCCCCUUUUCCCUCGCCGGGCCCUAUUCUACCGUCCCCUCGGGCUGCUCCGCCUGCUUUUGCUGCCCCCGCUGUUCCUGCCGGUUCCGAUGCCCCUGCUGCCCCAGUUCCUGCUCAUCCUGCUGCUCCCGCAGAGCCAGAUGUGAAGGAUCGCAUCAGGAUGUUUCGCCAGAAUCGUGCGGCUAUGCGGAACAGGUAUGCUGGACCCCGCCGACCCGUCAUCCGGCCUGGGGGUAAUGUUGGGAGGUAUGAGCCUUUCCCACAACCCCACGUCAACAACCCGUUCGCCAUCCAAUUUGGAUCUCCCUGGGUUGCGGGUGUCCCUGUCCAGGCUCAGGCUCAGGCUGCUCAGCCUGCCCCCCAGCCCGAUCAGAACGACGGAGGCCACGCUCACAAUAACGAGACAGGUGCGCAGGGGUCGCAAUUUCCGGAGAGGUUUGCGGCCGGGGACGCGGGUUUCGCAAUCCCGAACCUUCAAGGCUUCGCAAAACCGGAAAUCCAGGAUGCCGCCAUCCCAAAAAUGGAUCAACCGUUUCCUUUCCCUCCAGGGUGGUGAUGACGAUAACAUCUUCGGCUUUUCUCUACCCCUCGUUUCUUCGUCCAUUUUUGGGAUUCUCUUUUUCACAGUUUUAGCAUCGAGCGUAGGACAUCAUACUCAUGUAUUUGGGGGGGCCGGGGGGACAUUUCUCCAUCUAUUUAUCGCUAACGAACCCAGGCACCGGACGGCGGACAAGAAUAGGAUGAAUAUACGGGCAAGUUACUUAACCGGGAGACGGCACCUAUCUCUUUGGUCUUCUUAUGGCCAGGAGGCACGGGCAGACACGACAUAGGGGUUCUUGGGCUGGCGCGGGUGCCCUGGUCUGGUACGAGGCAGAGAAGCGUGCAUUUUAUAUCAUGAAAUUCAUCUUUGGACGGGGCGGAGGUGCCGCCUGGUGUGGGGAUGGGACUGGCCGGGGCACCUAGCGGCGUUUUUGCUUUCAUAAGCCUGCCUAGGUAGGUAGGUGAACUGGGAGGGGGCAGCAUAACUCUUCUAGCGCAGCUCUGAAUCGACGUGGUCUCACACGUGAAGCAUAUGCCUCGUCCGCCGUUCUCU
This is a messenger RNA of Chaetomium fimeti, 1104 nucleotides long. RefSeq lists its product as uncharacterized. The transcript has a single exon. NCBI's taxonomy places the organism in Eukaryota, Fungi, Ascomycota, Sordariomycetes, Sordariales, Chaetomiaceae. The record is from RefSeq and is a predicted model, not a curated record. Bases 209 to 841 code for a protein of 210 amino acids.